AUGCACAUCAGCACAGACUCGGCGAAUGGCGUCUACUCCGUCUUCACGAUCGACGUGGACGGCGACGGCGACGUCGACGUCCUCUCGGCGUCCAACCUCGAAGACACGGUCGCGUGGUACGAGAACGACGGGUCCCAGGGCUUCACGCAGCGCAUCAUCACAACGCUCGCCGACUACGCCCUCUCCGUCUUCGCGAUCGACGUCGACGGCGACGGCGACGUCGACGCGCUCUCCGCGUCCUGCGACGACGACACGGUCGCGUGGUACGACAACGACGGCUCUCAGUCCUUCUCCGAACGCAUCAUCACGACGCUCGCGGACGGCGGCCGCUCCGUCUUCGCGAUCGACGUCGACGGCGACGGCGACGUCGACGCGCUGUCGGCGUCCCACGACGACGACACGGUCGCGUGGUACGACAACGACGGCUCUCAGUCCUUCUCCGAACGCAUCAUCACGACGCUCGCGGACGGCGCCUCCGCCGUCUUCGCGAUCGACGUCGACGGCGACGGCGACGUCGACCUGCUCUCGGCGUCCACGUACGACGGCGUGCUGGCGUGGUACGAGAACGACUGCGUGGCGUGGUACGACCACGCGCCCACGUCUCUCCCGACCCCCCGGCCGACAGCGUCUCUCCCGACCCCCCGGCCGACAGCGUCCUGCGCGAGCGUCGCGUUUUCCGAGCGCGUCCUCUCGACGCUGGCGGACGGAGCCUACUCCGUCUUCGCGAUCGACGUCGACGGCGACGGCGACGUCGACGUCCUGUCGGCGUCCCAAAAUGACAACACGGUCGCCUGGUACGAGAACGACGGCUCCCAGUCGUUCGUGGAGCGCGUCAUCACCGACUCGGCGGUCGUAGUCCGCUCCGUCUACGCGAUCGACGUCGACGGCGACGGCGACGUCGACGCGCUGUCCGCGUCCGUUUUUGAAAGCACCGUCGCCUGGUACGAGAACGACGGGUCCCAGUCCUUCACCGAGCACGUCAUCACGACGCUGGCGCAGUCAGCCCACUCCGUCCAUGCCACCGACGUGGACGGCGACGGCGACGUCGACGCUCUCGCGGCGUCGUACGGCGACGACGCCGUCGCGUGGUACGAGAACGACGGCUCCGAGUCCUUCGCGGAGCACAUCAUCACGACGCUCAGGGACGCCGCCUUCUCUGUCUACGCGAUCGACCUGGACGGCGACGGCGACGCGGACGUCCUCUCGGCGUCCUUCGGCGACGACACGGUCGCGUGGUACGAGAACGACGGAUCGCAGUCCUUCACCGAACGCCUCAUCACAGAGGGGGCGGCGGAGGCCUGCUCCGUCUACGCGAUCGACGUCGACGGCGACGGCGACAUCGACGCGCUCUCGGCGUCCAUCCUCGACGACACGAUCGCCUGGUACGAGAACGACGGCGGCGGAGCGUUCGUGCAAAUCUACGGCCACUGCGACGACGUCGUGUCCUUCGAGCGCAUCUGCCCCUCGAGCGACGCGACCUGCGGCGGCUGGACCGAUUUCAUCGUCGGCCAGGGCGGCGCGGGCGACAGCUUGGUCGCGUGUCAGGCGCGGUGCGUAGAGACGGGCUGCGACGGUAUCUACUUCGACGACGAGCACGGGUGCGGCAACUACGACACAACGUGGGCACGACGUUCUACGUCCGCUGGCACGCUCUGCGCCUGGAACGGCGUCUACGCCGUCGCGGCGGCCGCGUCGACGGCCGCGCUCGUCGCGCUCGCGGGCUCGCGCGGCGACGCGCUCCGCGCCGUCGGCCGCGCGAUGCUCGUCUACCUCGCCGCGGCCCACGGGCUCCAGGGGCUCGGCUACGUCGCCAUCGGGCGGAGAUUCCUCGCGCGGCUCGAGGUGAGCGCCAAGGGCAGCGAGCGGGUCCGCGCGCUGCGGGACCGCGUCCGCGCGCAGCUCGUCGUCACGGGCGCGGGGUCCCUCGCGAACGCGGCGCUGCUCCUCGCCGUCGUCGCCGAGGCGGCGCCGACGCCGCGGCGCGCCUUCCUCUGCGUCGCGCUCGGCCAGCGGGCCGUCGAGCUCGCGCUCGCGGCGACGGCCGCGUUCCUGGCUGUGUUCCUGGGCCUGAAGGUCGAGUCGGACGUCGCGCACGCGGUCUACGUGGCCGCGGGGAACGUGAGCGCGGCCGUGCGGCGGCGCAUGUCGUCCGCGGCGCCGGCGCUGCGGCGCCUCUCCGUCGCCAUCGGCGCCCGGCGGCCGUCCAAGCCGCCGCCGCCCUCGGUCGUCGAGUUCAACGCCAUCUUCGGGCGGAGCGCCUCGUCGACGCGCGACUUCGACCACGCGUCGCCCAUCUCGCCCGCGACGAGGGACUGCGGCGCGCCCGCGACGUGGGACUCGCCCCUCCCGGACGGCUGGGAGGCCGUCUACGACCCGGACUCGAAGUGCUACUACUACCGGAACGGGACCGCGUCCCAGUGGGAGCGGCCGAGCCCCGCGCGCCGCGCGUCGACGAACGACGCCGCGCCGCCCGCGCCCGGGGAGGCCGAGAAGCCGCGAAGCCGCACGUGCGUCGAGCGGCGCAUCUACCGCGUCUGCGUCGCCCCGCGGGCGGCCGCGGCGGCCGAGGCCGACGAGGGGUGCAGCGACGACGGCGACGCCUACAGCGUCCACGCGGCGGAGGCCGACGCGCUGUCGUGCCUGCUGCCGUCGCCGCAGCGGCCGCGCGUCAAGGGCGCGCGUUUGGUCGUCUUCGACCGGCCCGACGUCAAGUGGUUACGGCGCUGCUUCGCGUGGCUGUCGCCCAUCCGCCUCGCGCUCUGCCGCGCCGUGUCGCGCGACUGGGACGAGUGCUGCAGUAGCGACGACUUCUGGCGGGGCUUCUGCGAGCUCCACUUCCCGCCGGGGACGGCCGCGCUCCGCGAGGAGCUCUACGACUCCGACCACGUCGACACCGAGGGCCUCGACGCGUCCUACAUGAUGCUCUACCGCCUGCGGUCGAAGCUGCUGCCCCUGACCGUGCCGUCGCCGCCGCCCGUCGAGCGCCACAAUUUCGCCAUUUGGAAUCGCCCGUCGGCGCGGCGGACGACGCUCGCGGGCUACCGGGCGCUCGUCGAGCUCGAGGUGCUGCGCGCCGCGCCGGCGCCGUCGACGGUCGUCGUCGCGGGCGCCUUCCCCCUGGAGGUGCGGCCCUUCCGGCCCGUGGGGCCCUUCCGCCGGGAAAACGUCGCGGCGAAGCGCGAGACGGCGUCGAGCGACCGGAGGCCCGCGCGGCUCGUCGUCGACCUCGAGGGCGUCGACAUCCCCGCGAUCUCCCAGGCGGACUUCGACGAGAUCCGCCUGUCCGUGACGCUCCUCCGCGACCACGCGAACGCGCGCGACGGCAUCGUCUCGAGCCACACCGCGCUGGCCGUCUUCCGCGACGCGGCCAUGUGCUCUUUUGAUGUUUGCGACCACGCGCCGAGGUUCGUGAGCGACGUGCGCGGUGAGUCGACGCUCGCGCUCCUCGGCGCGCGCCACGUCGCCGAAUUCGACUGCUGCACGUGGUCGUCCUACGACGAUCCCGCGGUCCAACGGCGCCACCACGGGCGGGACGGCGCCGGCAUCUCGGGCCCGCGCUCCGACGACGCGGCCAUCGUCAACCUCGGCGAGCUCUCCUACACGUUCUUCCCGUCCGCGGCCCACGCCGACUCCGUGGACGUGGACGCUGUCUGGCACGAGACGCUCCCCAACCUCGCCCAGCUUCUCUCCAAGCUCGACUGGCACCACACCGCCCAGUCCAGCGCGCCACUGCAGUGGGACAAUUUUAACUGA
Molecule: messenger RNA, 3753 nt
Organism: Aureococcus anophagefferens
Lineage: Eukaryota; Pelagophyceae; Pelagomonadales; Pelagomonadaceae
Exons: 4
Coding region: 1-3753 (1250 amino acids)
Molecular function (GO): protein binding
Source: RefSeq, a predicted model, not a curated record